Hydractinia symbiolongicarpus is the source of this 896-nucleotide messenger RNA. RefSeq lists its product as uncharacterized. Bases 342 to 881 code for a protein of 179 amino acids. Lineage: Eukaryota; Metazoa; Cnidaria; Hydrozoa; Anthoathecata; Hydractiniidae. The record is from RefSeq and is a predicted model, not a curated record. Gene Ontology annotation, biological process: double-strand break repair via homologous recombination. Gene Ontology annotation, molecular function: four-way junction helicase activity; 3'-5' DNA helicase activity; ATP binding. Gene Ontology annotation, cellular component: cytoplasm; nucleus; chromosome. The transcript is spliced from 2 exons.
AACAGACUGAAAUUCGCCCAAAAUUAAGCAUGCAGAGAAACGUAAUGUAUGCGUGACGUUUUCGAUCGAAGAUGGUGUUCUAGUGGCGGGAGGGUACUUUAGCCAGCGCUACCUAUAGCUACACUGUAAAAUUACAGAGUAAAUACAACCCUUAAUGGCUUUCUAGUCAUUUUGUGGUGUAUGAUACAUAUAGUAUUGUAUAGUGGAAACAAUCCACUAACUAUAGGUUUUUGUGAUUUUCUGGGAUAGCCACUUUAAAUGUUUAUUAUUAUUCUUAUUUUAAAUAUUAUAGAAUAGAAUUUCUAAAUUUUACAUCUACGUCAAAAAUAACAGAUGAUGCAAUGGAACCCUUCGCAAUUUUGGAGAAAAUUCAAAGAUCUCUGGAGUGUCGAAAUUUUCCUGACCUUAACUUUAAACCCAAACAAGUCAAGUGCUUGGAGUCCAUAGUAAGAGGACAGGAUGUCAUUGGGGUGUUUCCAACAGGAUAUGGGAAAUCUUUAAUUUUUCAACUGUUACCAGAUGUCAUGAGAAACAAAGACGAAAAAUCUUCAAUUGUCAUUGUAAUCACUUGUUUAAACGCAAUUAUGGAAGAUCAAGUGAAUUUUCUGAAAAAAGUAGGAAUGACUUGCUACAUCCUACGUGACUUAAAUUUUGAGGAGAAUGCUGUACAGACGUUGUUUGAGGAUAUCUGUCUGAGUGAUAAAACAGAAGAUGUCUUACCAUCAUUUGUAUUGGAUGGUCAUUGUGACUUCCUAUUUUGCCAUCCAGAGGCUAUAUUGAGUGAGAGAGGAAGAACUUUGAUGAAAACGAAAAUUUAUCAAAAAAAUGUCAAAGCUUGUGUCAUUGAUGAGGCUCACUGCUUGGACACCUGCAUAAUUUAAAAAAGCCGUAUACGC